This is a messenger RNA of Pyrus x bretschneideri (Chinese white pear), 1852 nucleotides long. Its product is annotated as G2/mitotic-specific cyclin-2-like. The record is from RefSeq and is a predicted model, not a curated record. Gene Ontology annotation, cellular component: centrosome; cyclin-dependent protein kinase holoenzyme complex; cytoplasm. Gene Ontology annotation, molecular function: cyclin-dependent protein serine/threonine kinase regulator activity. Bases 281 to 1609 code for a protein of 442 amino acids. The transcript has 11 exons. Lineage: Eukaryota; Viridiplantae; Streptophyta; Magnoliopsida; Rosales; Rosaceae. Gene Ontology annotation, biological process: regulation of cyclin-dependent protein serine/threonine kinase activity; mitotic cell cycle phase transition.
CGGAGGAGCACAUGCCCUUCUCUCCCAAAUUCCGCUUUAAAAAUUCUUUUUCCUUUUUUCUUCGACUAUGAAUCUGCUUAAUAAAUAAAAACCCGUUUUAAAGAACCCAACAAGAACACAGACGCACAGAGUAGAGAGAGACAAGACGAGAGAGAGGGGGAAAGAGAGAGAAAGCGGCUUCAUAUGCCAUUCAUUUCUCUCUCGGGAUUUUGAAGAUUCAAAGCUUUGAUAUUUGCAUUACUUUGAUCAAGUCCCUUGAUUUCUCUUCAAGGUGAUCGAAAUGGGAUCAAAGGAGAACAACCCAGCUCUCGUUAGGCCCUCAAAUUUCCAAGGUCCAAGAAUGGGGGGUUCCAAGUUUGUGAAGGAGGUUGGGCCGAAUCAUCGACCAGCACUAAGGGAUGUCCAUAACAUCACCAGAAAAGAAUGUCCUAGGAAAGAUGCUGCGGAAUGUAAGAAAAAUGUGCCAGAUCUGCCACAUAGACCAGUGACAAGGAGGUUUGCACAAUUGCUCCAGCAGCAGCCAAAGGAAACCAAGGAAGUGACUGUGAGUUCAUUUGCUGCAAAUCCGAAAGUUGUGCAGGACGUUAAUCAGGAAGCUAAGAAACCGAGCUCGUAUAAUGCAAAUUCUAGUGGUUUAGUGGAUUGCGAAAUUAUAGAUGUGGAGAAUAUUGAGGAUGAGGCUUGUGAUUCUCAUGUGCCAAUGUUUGUUAAGCACACCGAAGCUAUGCUAGAUGAAAUUGAUAGGAUGGAAGAGGAUGAAAAUCUGGAGGAUGAGGACCCCAUUAUGGAUAUUGACAGCAGCAGCUCAAAGGAUCCCCUUAAUGUUGUUGAGUACAUAGAUGACAUCUAUGCUCACUACAGGAAAUCUGAGAAGUCAAGCUCUGUCUCCCCAAGUUACAUGGCUCACCAACCUGACAUCAAUGAGAAAAUGAGGGCAAUUCUCAUUGACUGGCUUAUUGAGGUCCACUACAAGUUUGAGCUUAUGGACGAGACACUCUUCCUUACUGUAAAUCUUAUAGACAGGUUCUUAGAGAGCCAAAUGGUGAUCAGAAAGAAGCUUCAGUUGGUUGGUGUGACAGCCAUGCUACUAGCUUGCAAGUAUGAGGAGGUUUCGGUCCCAAUUGUGGAGGAUUUCGUUCUGAUAUCAGAUAAGGCAUAUUCACGGAAAGAUGUGCUUGAUAUGGAGAAAUCAAUGGUGAACAGCUUACAAUUCAACUUCUCUGUUCCUACUGUGUAUGUGUUCAUGAGGCGAUUCCUCAAGGCAGCUCAAUCAGAGAAAAAGCUUGAGCUUCUGUCCUUCUUCCUCAUUGAGUUAUGCCUGGUGGAGUACGAAAUGCUCAGGUUCCCCCCUUCUAUGCUAGCUGCUGCUGCAAUUUAUACUGCUCAGUGUACUCUGUCCCGGUUCAAGCAGUGGAGCAAGACUAGUGAGUGGUAUACGAAUUACUCGGAAGAUGAACUCCUAGAAUGCUCGAGGAUGAUGGUUACGUUUCAUCAGAAGGCUGAAACUGCAAAACUCACUGGAGUGCACCGGAAGUACAGCACAUGGAAGUUUGGCUAUGCAGCUAAAGCUCAACCAGCUGAGUUCCUCUUGGAUCACUCAUUGCGCUGACAGACAACUUCGAUCAAAUAUAAGCGACCAAGAUUCUAUCUUGAGUUUGUCACUGAGCAACAGAAGUUGCCCUGGGGGAUCUUUGAACAUAUUAGGAUGGGUUUCUUUUGUUGACAACUCCAGCAGCUAUCUAUUUAGUCUGCUCUCUGCAGAUAACGUGAAUGUGUUUUUUGGGCAGUCUUUCGUUGACUCAUGUUUCCUGGAAUCAACGGUUUCUUUAACAUGAAUGCUCUUAGAUUUCCA